Molecule: messenger RNA, 839 nt
Organism: Salvia splendens (bonfire salvia)
Lineage: Eukaryota; Viridiplantae; Streptophyta; Magnoliopsida; Lamiales; Lamiaceae
Product: protein NDR1
Exons: 1
Coding region: 1-777 (258 amino acids)
Biological process (GO): defense response to other organism
Cellular component (GO): plasma membrane; plasmodesma
Source: RefSeq, a predicted model, not a curated record
AUGUAUAGGCAUCCCACUUAUUUUAUCAUCAUCUUGGAAGCAUUAGUAGUAAAUACUAGUAGUAAUCAUUUUCAACAAAAAAAAGGAACUCCAAGUGAUCCAUCCUUCUCCUCCACAGCAUACACACUCGAAUUAACCUUUUCUUCCUCCACCAUCCGCCGCCGCCCAAUGGCGGGCGACGGCGACUGCGCGCGAUGCUGCUUCAGCUUCGUGUUCACCUCGGGGCUGGCAGCACUGUUCCUAUGGCUGAGCCUUCGCCCCUCGAAACCAAACCUCUACAUCGAAGAAUUCUCCGUCCCCGGCCUCAACAACUCCGGCGCGGCGAGGAACAACCACAGCAUCCUCUUGAAGCUGGGCCUCCGAAACCAGAUGAAGGACAAGGGCGUGGGCUACGCCGACAUAAGCCUCCUCUUCCUCUACAACUCCACCCUCCUCGUCGCCAACCACACGCUUCCCGCCUUCUACCAGGGCCACGGCAAGACCGCUCACCGGACCCACGCCGUUGAGGCUGAGGGGGUGCCGUGGGCGGCGGCGGCGGCUCUGUCUACCAACGGGAGCGUGAGGUUUAGGGUGAGGGCGGCGACGAGGGUCAAGUUCAAGAUUAUGCUGUGGUUCACCAAGAGCCACGCCUUGCGGGUCGCCGGAGAUGUGGAGGUGGGACCCUCCGGGAGGAACGUGGUGAAGAAAUCGAUCAAGUUGAAGUCUGGCGUGGCGGGGCCCCGGAGUCGGUGGCUGACAUUCAGCGUUGCUACGCUCUUCACUUUCUUCAUCUUGUAAACAAUUUUUUUUUAAGUAAAGGUUAAAAAUGGUUCUAAAUAUAUGGUCAUUUUACGAUUUUA